This is a messenger RNA of Acanthosepion pharaonis, 540 nucleotides long. The record is from the annotation of a GenBank genome assembly. Lineage: Eukaryota; Metazoa; Mollusca; Cephalopoda; Sepiida; Sepiidae.
AUGCUCCUUAUUCCUUACUCUCCCUUGUCACGUCUCCCUUGCUUACUCUCCCCUACUUACUCUCUAUUUUCUACUUUCAUUUCGAAGCUGAACACGAGACACAGACGUCAAAGAGACGAGAGCGUUAUUGUCUCUUCUGCUUUCUAUCUAUUCCUUCAUUCCUUUCUUUCUUUCUUUCUUUCUUUCUUUCUUUCUUUCUUUCUUUUGUUCUUUCUUCUUUCUUUCUUUCUUUCUUAUUUUCUUUCUUUCUUUCUUUCUUUCUUUCUUUUGUUCUUUCUUCUUUCUUUCUUUCUUUCUUUCUUUCUUUCUUUCUUUCUUAUUUUCUUUCUUUCUUUCUUUCUUUCUUUCUUUCUUUCUUUCUUUCUUUCUUUCACACCAGCCUAUCUAUCUAUCUAUCUAUCUAUCUAUCUAUCUAUCUAUCUAUCUAUCUAUCUAUCUAUCUAUCUAUCUAUCUAUCGUCUCUUCUGUCUUCUAUUUAUUUUUUUCUUUUUUUUUCUUUCUUUCUUUCUUUCUUUCUUUCUUUCUUUCUUUCUUUCUUAG